UUUUAACGUUUAUUUAUUUUUGGGACAGAGAGAGACAGAGCAUGAACGGGGGAGGGGCAGAGAGAGAGGGAGACACAGAAUCUGAAACAGGCUCCAGGCUCUGAGCCAUCAGCCCAGAGCCUGACGCGGGCCUCGAACUCACGGACCGCGAGACUGUGACCUGGCUGAAGUCGGACGCUUAACCGACUGCGCCACCCAGGCACCCCAUGAGAGAGAGAAUCUUAAGCAGGUUCUAUGCACAGUGUGGAGCCUGACAUGGGGCUCCAUCCCAUGACCCUGGGAUCAUGACCUGACCCAAAACCAAGAGUCAGACACUCAACCAACCCCAAAAGCAAUUACAUAUUUUUAAAAUUGCUUUUAGGGGAAAAAUAUCUAAAGAAUGCAAAACUUGUCAAAAGUGUCAGUUAAUACACUUUUGUUAUUUUCAUCAAUCAUAUUCUAUCGGAGUUAAUGGAUUAUUGUUCCCCUCUUGUUGGAAAAAAAUCAGCUAGCUUAAUCAUUAAUUAUUUUUUGAAAUUUUUUGGCAAGUCAGUAAUUCAUUUGGAUUAUCAAGAGAAAGUUUAUAGUAUAAUGGGCUGAAUUCUCAAAAGUUGUUAAUCGUUGAAACUUAACUGCAUUCCAGAUCCAUACUGGCAGUGAGAAUGAACUUACUUAUGUGUUAUGAUUAUGGAUUUGAUUUCUCAUCUCAGCAGAUAAAAAACUGGAUGCCUCCCUGGUGCAUCUCAAAACUGAUCUGAAAGCUUACAAGACUAUUUAAAAUUUGAAUAUGAGGAAGACAUGGUUUGAGAAAUGCUGAUCUUGUUGAGCAGUGUCCUUGUGAAAUCUAUUAUUACUCCUGGAUGCAGCAGCUUGUGUAACUUGGACUGCUUCCCACAGAGAAGGAGUGUAAUUAGUAUGACCUCCACACGACAUGAAGGCACAGGCAGUGCUAUCUGUCAUCCUCACCCUUGCACCACCUCUAAGUGGAUUUCACGUUAUAUUGCUUUUGUCUUCCUCAAAUCUUGAUAAUAUUGAGGAGAAGCAAAUUGCCAUUGGAGGACUUGGUGAAGAUGUAAUUCACCCUUGCUUAUUUAAGAGUGCGCCUGAAGUAGUAGUUCAUUGGAAGAAUCAAGAGAGCUAUGUGCACUCAUACUACAAAGACCAUCUGGAAAGGCAAGAUCACAGAUACACAAACAGGACAUCCCUCUUUCAUAGAAAUGGAAAUGCCUCCUUAUCAUUUAGAAGAUUAAGCCUUCCGGAUGAAGGAAUUUACAUAUGCUAUGUGGGAACAGCAUCUAGAAACAUCAUAAACAAAGCGGUACUAAAGGUGGGAGCUUUCAUCACACCUGUGAUAAAGUAUGAAAAGAGGAACAGAGAUAGCUUCUUAAUAUGCAGUGUGUGAAGUGUUUAUCUUCAUCCACUUAUCACAUGGAAAAUGGACAAUACACCCACCUCUGAAAGCAAUAUGGAAAAAACUGAGUCUUUGGGUUUUUAUAUAAAUAGUAUGAUAAAUAUUACAGGAUCAAAUUUAUCUUAUGAAUGUGCUACUGAAAACUCAUUGCCGAAACAAACAUGGACUGGGGAUUGACAAUGAAAGGUAGGCUCCAUGGGGCUUUCUGUGUGCAUGUGCUAUGUCCCAGGUUGGGAGGGAAUUAGGAUUGAUUUACAGGGAAAGAAGAGAGCACAAAAGAAAGAAAAUGUAUCUGCACCAGUUAGAGGACCAAAACAACAGUCCCAGGUCUGAUAUAUACUGGCUUUGUUAUCUUAAGCAACCAUUUUUAGCUCUAAGCACUAGCUCCACAUUGGUAAGACAGAAGUAAUUCUACCUGUUAGGUGUUUGUGUUGAAGGAAACAUUUUUAAAGUGGAAAGUAGCAAAUAUACACAUGAAUAUUAUAUUUCUCUAUUAUUUGUCCUCUAAAUAGGAUUUCCUACCUGCAUUGCACUUCAAAAGAUGAGAGGAUACUUGCCUAUUAAGUUACAAUCUGUGAUGUUUGCCAUUCUUUCCACUAAACAAAAAUUAAUUAGUAUUGCCUCUGUUUAUUCUCUUUACAUAGUAUUAUCCUAUUAAGCUUUAUCAACAGCACUAUCAUAGCGUGAACAGUUCUUGAUACUCUUUCCUCUUAUUUAUUUGAAAAAAUCUAAAUUUUGACCAAUCUCUAAAUCUACUAUAAUCUACUCUAAUAACCUACUAUUUAAGAGAAAGAGAAAUUAAUUUGAUAUUUCUUAUCCAAUUCUAAGGGAAAAUGUUUUAUAUUUUAGAAGCAAAGCAAAAUUUCUUUAGUAAAUCUCCAUUAUAUGGAGAAGGUAGAGGUUAGCUGCUCUCCUUUAUGGGCUUCUUUCCUGAGUCUCGUAUUCUCCAAGUGCUUGCCAAGAAGACCCUGAAUUAUGAGUGAUUCACCAACUUUACAUAAUUUCAGCAUUGAAGGCAGGGACACCCAGUAUUCACUUUUCCAGGCAGUAAUGGGAAUAUGGAAGAGUGUUGAAAAUGUUGAUGUUAAAUUGUAAAUACUUUCUAUGGAAAAUUGUAUUUUCUCACAUUUAUUCAGAAUUGAGUAUGCAGAAGCAUCUACAGUUUCUUAAGCUCAGUGCUAUUUCCUCUUGUUGAGGAUUUUUUUAUCUGCCAAGUUUGUUGCUCUCAGACUGUGAACUUAAGAAUGGGGGCUUCUGGGUGGCUCAGUCGGUUAAGCAUCUGACUUCGGCUCAGGUCAUGAUCUCACGGUUUGUGGGUUUGAGCCCCGCAUCAGGCUCUGUACUGAAUGCUUGCUCAGAGCCUGGAGCCUGCUUCAGAUUCUGUGUCCCCUCUCUCUGCCCCUCCCUGCUAGCACUUUGUCUUACUCUCUCAAAAAUAAAUAAAUGUAAUUUAAAAAAAUUAAAAAAAAAAAGAAUGUGGACUCUUACUCAUUUCUGGAUCCACAGCAUCUAGUAAAAACAUGUAAAAAUUAAACUAGGAAGACAGCAUAGCAAAGGGAGCAAUUAAUUCUGUUUACUAUGAUUGGAUAUAAAUGGUGUUGUUAGAGAAUAUAUGCUUAAGGAGUUUGCAUAGGGCAGAAGUUUAAAAGAAAAUUAGGAAUUUCCAGAGGACAUAGGCAUUCCAGGUUAAAAACCACAAAAGCACAAAGGAGUAAAUAUUGCCUGAAUUUGUAGAAGUAUAAGUGGUUGAGGGUAAAGCUAAAGUAGCAAGAGAUAAGCCUGGAGAGGGAGGCAAAAAUCAGAUGAAAGGCCUUGGUCUCGCUAAGUAGCUUGACCAGGGUCCCGGAGGAAGGAAGUGUGGAGCCAAAGAAGGAUUUGAGGCAUCAAAGAGACCCAGAUUUGCAUUUUAGAUGGCUCACUUUGGCAUCAGUCUCUUGCAGGUGGAGUGUGAAGUAAGUCUAGAGCCUAGGGAGAGAAUUCAUGGUAAUCCACAGAGGUCAGCUACCAAACUGCAGAAUAGGAAGGACAAGAUGCAGCUAGGUUGGAGGGGCAAGCCGAGCACACCUAGCAUAGUCUCUGCUCUAACAGAGCUCAGUCCAGUGGGGGCUUACCUCCACAUAGCUGGAAAUAUACUAUUAAUGUGCAGGAAAAGGGACUUUGUGCAGAAAGAGCAAUUAAGAAGUGGUUGAGACCACACAAGUAACAGAGACUACUAGGGAGUAGAUGGUGACAAGAGGGGAGUUCUGGGGAAUACCAGCAUUUUAGGUGUCAACAGAAGAACAUUGAGUUUGAAAGGCUGGUGGCAACAUUCUUGAGUGCUCACUAUAGGGCUAUAGGAGUUGGAAACAAGGAGUGAAACCUCGCUGGCUGGCCCAGGUUUAGGUCUCCUCAAAAGUCUAAACUUAACCUUGGCAAGUGUUAAAAUGAUGGUAGCACAGCUUUUCUUCCAAGAAAUGCAUUUCCAAAGAUAUUUCUCAAAGCAUUUCUAAGUGUAACUUAGAAAAUUCAUUUGAAAAUUGUAUUUUCAUUGAUGUUUCCUUUUCUAUCCUGUUAUUAGAUGACCUUCAUAAAAUGCAGGGUGAAAAUGUUGCACUCUCAUGUAAACUUGUGAACAGUAUUUUUUUUUUUUUUUUUUACUGAACCAAGAUUUCUUUUUUUUUAUUAAAAAAAUUUUUUUUUAACGUUUAUUUAUUUUUGAGACAUAGAGAGACAGAGCAUGAACGGGGGAGGGUCAGAGAGAGAGAGGGAGACACAGAAUCUGAAACAGGCUCCAGGUUCUGAGCUGUCAGCACAGAGCCCGAUGAGGGGCUUGAACUCACGAACCGCGAGAUCAUGACCUGAGCCAAAGUCGGACGCUUGACCGACUGAACCACCCAGGUGCCCCUGAACUAAGAUUUCAUAGUCACUUGGUCCAGAGUGGAAAAGGAGAUCUCCUCCAUCCUGGCUCACUUUCUGAGCUCCUCACAAGAUAACAACUAUCAGUGAACCCUGAUUUUCAUGGAACAAAGACCUAUCAGUGAACCCUGACUUUCAUGGAACAAAGACCUAAAAAAACAAAGUGACUUCUCUUUGACUUUGAAGGAUCUUAGCCUUUCAGACAGUGAGGAAUACUUAGGCAAUAUUUCUUCAAGCAAAUAUAGCUUACUCACCAUCCAAAUGCUGCAUGUUGUAGGUAAG
Messenger RNA from Acinonyx jubatus (cheetah), 4567 nucleotides. RefSeq names its product HERV-H LTR-associating 2 (gene HHLA2). The record is from RefSeq and is a predicted model, not a curated record. Lineage: Eukaryota; Metazoa; Chordata; Mammalia; Carnivora; Felidae. Gene Ontology annotation, cellular component: external side of plasma membrane. Gene Ontology annotation, biological process: negative regulation of T cell proliferation; cell surface receptor signaling pathway; positive regulation of T cell proliferation.